Molecule: messenger RNA, 654 nt
Organism: Daucus carota subsp. sativus
Lineage: Eukaryota; Viridiplantae; Streptophyta; Magnoliopsida; Apiales; Apiaceae
Exons: 1
Coding region: 1-654 (217 amino acids)
Biological process (GO): protein ubiquitination
Cellular component (GO): cytoplasm
Molecular function (GO): ubiquitin protein ligase activity
Source: RefSeq, a predicted model, not a curated record
AUGGAGAAUUCAUCCGCAACAGAAGAAGAUAUGGUCCUUAAUCUCGAAUUUUGUGUGAGAAAAACAACUUCCUCUGAAUAUUACCAUGAAGAUGGAGGAGUACUCUUUAUUAGAGCAAAGUAUUCAGAAGUUUAUCAGACUACUCGCCUACACUAUGCUGUUUUCUUUCGAGUUGAAGAUGCCUACAACGCCAUCUCUCGGUCUCUGGAUCGCUUGGGAGUUCAUGGGGAUGUUCAAACCGAGUGCAUCAAUGUAGUGAUAAGCAAGGCACAGGAGCUCUGUCAGAAAAAUCUGAGUAAACAAGAUCACAGAGAAAACCGCGUAUUGUGUAUUGUGGAUCUACCCCACGAACACCUUGUUGAGGACUGGCAAGAAUCAACGGAGGAUCAAGACCAAGGCAUGGAGGAUGAAGACGAGGGCAUGGUGCCAGCGGCUCUACCAGCGAUAAGAUCACUUGGGGCAACAAGAAUACAAGUUGAAGAAGGUAAUAAGAAUGUUCAGCAGUGCGUCAUCUGUCAGGAAGAGUAUCAUGAUGGUGAGAAGGUGACGUGCAUGCCGUGUUUGCAUAUGUUUCACAAGGACUGCAUUACCAAGUGGCUACUCAGGAGUCACUUGUGCCCUAUUUGCAAAUUUCAGAUGCCAACAUCUUCCUGA